AUGACCGCCGAGACUGAAACCUUUUCCUUCCAAGCUGAGAUCUCUCAGUUGAUGAGUUUGAUCAUCAACACCUUCUACUCUAACAAGGAAAUCUUCUUGCGUGAGUUGAUCUCGAACGCUUCCGAUGCCAUUGACAAGAUCCGUUACCAAUCCUUGACCGAUACCUCUGCUCUUGAUGGUGAGAAGGAACUUUUCGUUCGUAUCAUCCCUGACCGUGAGCACAACAUCCUUUCCAUCCGUGAUUCCGGUAUUGGUAUGACCAAGGCUGAUCUCGUCAACAACUUGGGUACUAUCGCCAAGUCCGGUACCAAGGCUUUCAUGGAAGCCCUCUCCUCUGGUGCUGAUAUCUCCAUGAUUGGUCAAUUCGGUGUCGGUUUCUACUCUGCUUACCUCGUUGCUGACAAGGUCCAAGUCAUCACCAAGCACAAUGAUGACGAGCAAUACAUUUGGGAAUCUGCUGCUGGCGGUUCUUUCACCAUCACCCGUGAUGAAGUCAACCCCUCCCUUGGCCGUGGUACUGAAAUGCGCCUCUUCUUGAAGGAGGAUCAGCUCGAGUACCUUGAAGAACGCAAGAUCAAGGACAUCGUUAAGAAGCACUCUGAAUUCAUCUCUUACCCCAUCCAAUUGGUUGUUGAAAAGGAGGUUGAGAAGGAAGUCUCUGAUGAUGAAGCUGAGGAGGUCAAGGAAGAUGAGGAGAAGCCCAAGAUUGAGGAAGUUGAGGAUGAAGAAGACAAGAAGGAAAAGAAGAAGAAGACCAUCAAGGAAAAGACCACUGAUACCGAAGAGCUCAACAAGACCAAGCCUCUUUGGACUCGCAACCCUGAUGAUAUCAAGAGCGAAGAGUAUGCUCAAUUCUACAAGGCCCUUACCAACGACUGGGAGGAUCAUUUGGCUGUCAAGCACUUCUCUGUUGAAGGUCAACUUGAAUUCCGUGCCAUCCUCUUCGUUCCCAAGCGUGCUCCCUUCGAUUUGUUCGAGACCAAGAAGAAGCGCAACAACAUCAAGUUGUACGUUCGCCGUGUCUUCAUCAUGGAUGACUGUGAGGAUCUCAUUCCCGAAUGGCUCAACUUUGUCAAGGGUGUUGUCGACUCUGAAGACUUGCCCCUUAACAUUUCUCGUGAGAUGCUUCAACAAAACAAGAUCUUGAAGGUCAUCCGCAAGAACCUUGUCAAGAAGUGCUUGGAGAUGUUCGCUGAAAUCGCUGAGGACAAGGAGAACUUUGACAAGUUCUACGAAUCCUUCUCCAAGAACCUUAAGCUUGGUAUCCACGAAGAUACUCAAAACCGUGGCAAGUUGGCUGAUCUCCUCCGUUACUACUCCACCAAGAGCGGUGACGAAUUGACCUCCCUUAAGGAUUACGUUACCCGUAUGCCCGAGAAGCAAAAGAACAUCUACUACAUCACUGGUGAAUCCCGUGCUGCUAUUGAGAACUCUCCCUUCUUGGAAGGUUUCAAGAAGAAGGGUAUUGAAGUCUUGCUCAUGACCGAUCCUAUUGAUGAAUACUCCACCACUCAACUCAAGGAAUACGAUGACAAGAAGCUUGUGUGCAUCACCAAGGAAGGUGUUGAGAUUGAGGAGGAUGAGGAAGAGAAGAAGGCUCGUGAGGAAGAAGAGAAGAAGUUUGAGGAUCUUUGCAAGUCUGUCAAGGAAAUUCUUGGCGAGAAGGUUGAGAAGGUCGUUGUCUCCAACAAGCUUACCGAUUCUCCUUGUGUCCUCACCACUGGUCAAUUCGGCUGGUCCGCCAACAUGGAGCGUAUCAUGAAGGCUCAAGCUCUUCGUGACAACAGCAUGUCCGCUUACAUGGCUUCCAAGAAGACCUUCGAACUUAACCCCCAACAUGCCAUCGUCAAGACUCUUAAGGAAAAGGUUGCCGCUGAUGCCAGCGACCGUACUGUUAAGGACUUGACCACUCUUCUCUUCGAGACCGCUCUUUUGACCUCUGGUUUCUCCCUUGAUGAGCCUGCCACCUUUGCUACUCGUAUCCACCGCAUGGUUGCUUUGGGUCUUUCCAUUGACGAAGAUGAAGUUGUUGAGGAUGCCCCUGCCUCUGGUGCUGCCGUUGAGGAGGUCGUUGAGACUUCCAAGAUGGAGGAGGUUGACUAA
Lichtheimia ornata is the source of this 2103-nucleotide messenger RNA. RefSeq names its product heat shock protein 83. The transcript has 3 exons. Gene Ontology annotation, biological process: protein folding; cellular response to heat; protein stabilization. The record is from RefSeq and is a predicted model, not a curated record. Gene Ontology annotation, molecular function: ATP-dependent protein folding chaperone; ATP hydrolysis activity; ATP binding. Gene Ontology annotation, cellular component: perinuclear region of cytoplasm; cytosol; plasma membrane. The coding region runs from base 1 to 2103 and encodes 700 amino acids. NCBI's taxonomy places the organism in Eukaryota, Fungi, Mucoromycota, Mucoromycetes, Mucorales, Lichtheimiaceae.